UCUUCCUUGGUAGUAGGACAGCCUGGUCCUGGUGAGGACAAACAGCCGCUCUUUGUAGUUCAGCGGUGAAAUCCUCUUCUUCUGCUGCGAACGUUUGAUCAGCGUCUCCACCAAUAGCAUCUCAGCACUCGUCGUGGACCCGCCCACGCCCCCAGACCAUUGGUGGAUGUCCUCGGAACAAGCGAGCUGGAGCUGAGCUGGGGUGAGAGCCACGAUGUUAAAUUCGCUCCAUCUUUGUCACUCAGCUUUUUCAAAGUUUCCCACUAACAGCGUUAUACUGGACCAACUGCUGAGAAAUCACAGCUGGCCUCAACGACCGGAGCUGAAGAACAGGAAGAGGACGAACUCAUGAUUCACUCAAAUCACUCCAUCCACUCCAUCUUCUGCUGCUGCUGUGCCCUGCAGACCAGGGAGAUCAGCACCCGCAUGGAGCUGGGGGGAAGCUCCUCGCUGUGUUUCCAGAGCAGACGGUACCCGGGACGCGCCUGCCAGGUCGACAGGUCGAGGAGGAAGCUCCCUCUUCCUCCUCCUGACAGCGAGGACGGUGAAGGCGAGGGGCUGCUGACGGUCGUCGCCAUGUAUGACUUCACCGCCAAGGAGGACACCGACCUCGCACUCAAACAGGGAGAGGAGUACACCAUCCUCCACAAACAGGACCAGCUGUGGUGGCGGGCGCAGGACAAAUACGGGAAUAAAGGCUUCAUCCCCAGUAACUACGUCACAGAGAAAAACAGAAUUGAGGCAAACCCGUGGUACUGCAAGAACAUCACCAGGACAGAAGCUGAGCAGCUGCUGAGGCAGGAGGGCAAAGAGGGGGGUUUUGUGGUGCGGGAGUCCAGUCGGAAAGGAGUCUACACCGUCUCUGUUUAUACCAAAACAUUAAGUGAUAAUGGAGAUAUUAGGCAUUACCAGAUCAAACUAAGUGACAGCGGUCAGUUCUUCUUGGCAGAGAAGUAUACCUUCACCUCCAUACCUGACCUCAUACACUACCAUGAACACAACGCAGCAGGUCUAGUGACCAGGCUGCGGUAUGCGGUCGGGCCAAUGGGAAGGUGUGUACCCGCCACAUCAGGAUUCAGCUCAGAGAAGUGGGAGAUCAACCCCAGUGAGCUGACCUUCAUGAAGGUGGUGGGCAGUGGCCAGUUCGGUGUAGUGAAGCUUGGCAAAUAUAGAGCUGACCACAGAGUGGCCAUCAAGGUCAUCAGGGAGGGAGCCAUGUAUGAGGAGGACUUCAUCGAGGAGGCCAAGGUCAUGAUGAGACUGUGUCACCCUAAACUGGUGCAGCUGUAUGGUGUUUGCUUGCAGCAGCGCCCCCUGUUGAUCGUGGCUGAGUUCAUGGAGAAUGGCUGCCUGUUGAAUUUCCUGCGGCAGAGGGGCAGGAGUCUGAUGGACUCUUGGCUUCUCUCCAUGUGCCAGGACAUCUGCGAGGGGAUGGAGUAUCUGGAGGCACAUAGUUUCAUCCACAGAGACCUGGCAGCCAGGAACUGUCUGGUUAAUGAGCACAAUGUGGUGAAGGUCAGUGACUUCGGAAUGACAAGGUACGUUCUAGACAACCAGUACACCAGUUCCAGUGGUGCUAAGUUCCCAGUGAAGUGGUCUCCUCCUGAAGUUCUCCACUACAGUAAAUACAGCAGCAAGUCUGACGUCUGGUCCUUUGGUGUGGUGAUGUGGGAAGUCUACUCACAGGGUCGGACUCCGUUUGAAAACCGUUCCAACUUGGAUGUGGUCAAUGACAUCACCAGAGGGAUCCGGCUGUACCGACCACACCGCGCCUCACAACCACUGUACGCCAUCAUGUACCGCUGCUGGCACGAGAGGCCUCAGGGUCGGCCACCUUUCUCUGAGCUGCUGGAGGAAAUCAGAAAACUGGCAGAAAACUCGGAUUAGCAAACACAGAUGACAUAUGUGCUGAUUUUAAAACUAUUUUUCACUGUUAUCCUGUUUUGUAAAUA
Molecule: messenger RNA, 1952 nt
Organism: Monopterus albus (swamp eel)
Lineage: Eukaryota; Metazoa; Chordata; Actinopteri; Synbranchiformes; Synbranchidae
Gene: txk
Product: TXK tyrosine kinase
Exons: 17
Coding region: 349-1887 (512 amino acids)
Biological process (GO): protein phosphorylation
Molecular function (GO): ATP binding; protein binding; protein tyrosine kinase activity
Source: RefSeq, a predicted model, not a curated record